ACCUGUCCCCCAACCGUCAAAAUUGAAAAAAUUCCUGUAAUUAAUGUCAGGACCAAACGUAACGGUACUCACAGUAGUACCACUCGACGAAGAAAAGCUUAAACGAGACGGUUCCCUUGUCCCCAUUUUGGAAAAAUCCCUAAUGCUCGUCCACGAAUUACUGGAAUUAGCAGACAGUCUGAAAACAGCAAUCGAAACGAAAUAUGCUCCCGCUCUUGAACAGAUGCGUGCGGCGAAAAAGCUUACCUCCUCCGACGAUUUCAAGAAAGGUUUGACAGUAAGUAGUGGCGCCCAGCAACAAUCGUCUAUGACACAAGGUUGUUCCCCAACUUGCCAAUUAGCGGUACGCCAGCCUCCAACUUCACUUCCACGAACUGUGUCGAAAACUUGCCCCCCAUGCCCCGUUAAAAACAAAGUCAGCGCACCUUCAGUGGAACAACCUCAAGUUGUGGUGAAAACUUGUCCUCCGUGCCCUAGAGCACCACCGAAGGAAGAACCGCCUAAAAACGAUUGCAUCUGUGCACCUUGCAAAGCUGCGGAUGAAAAACCUAAAGAUGAAGAAAAAGAGAAGCGUAGUAAGAAGUCAGCCACCGGUGAAGAUCAAGCUGCUGAAAAGACAAGUAAGAAAUCGACAACAGCAGAAGAGUCAGAAGAGAAACCUAAUGAAAAAUCAGUAACCGGUGAAGAACCAGCUGCUGAACAAACAAGCAGGAAAUCUGCAACUGCAGAAGAGGCAGAAGAGAAACGUAGUAAGAAAUCAACAACUCCCGAAGGUGAUGCGGAGGAGGUUAAACCACCUGAGGAUGCAACUGCAGCACCAGUUGAAGACAAACCUGAGCAGCCUCCAGAGGAUGCCCCAGUCGAAAACACUCCAGCUGAAGACAAGCCCGAACAGCCUCCAGAGGAUUCUCCACCAGCCGAGACUGAUCCACCACCUAAACCUCAAGAGCAAUCCGAAGAACCGAAGCCAGAAAAUCAGUAACUUCCGAAAAUAAUUUUAAAACGAAAAAAAAUGGUUGUUCCCCAA
Messenger RNA from Zophobas morio, 1027 nucleotides. Its product is annotated as fibrous sheath CABYR-binding protein-like. The transcript is spliced from 4 exons. The coding region runs from base 44 to 982 and encodes 312 amino acids. The record is from RefSeq and is a predicted model, not a curated record. NCBI's taxonomy places the organism in Eukaryota, Metazoa, Arthropoda, Insecta, Coleoptera, Tenebrionidae.